Messenger RNA from Pyrus x bretschneideri (Chinese white pear), 1464 nucleotides. Its product is annotated as transcription factor BHLH089-like. Gene Ontology annotation, cellular component: nucleus. Gene Ontology annotation, biological process: regulation of DNA-templated transcription. The coding region runs from base 297 to 1178 and encodes 293 amino acids. Gene Ontology annotation, molecular function: protein dimerization activity; DNA-binding transcription factor activity. The record is from RefSeq and is a predicted model, not a curated record. The transcript is spliced from 6 exons. NCBI's taxonomy places the organism in Eukaryota, Viridiplantae, Streptophyta, Magnoliopsida, Rosales, Rosaceae.
GUCCAGCCAAAAGGAUCAAACUGUGCUUCAUCUCUGCCCCCACUCCCACCCUCCCUUCCUCCCUUUCCCUCUCUAACUUUCUCACUCUCACUUUCAUCAUCAUCCAUUAAUGCCUCUCUCUCUCUCUCUCUCUCUCUCUCUCUAAAAACCAAAUCUUUCUCUCUCUAAAUCACUUGUUAAAUAACCCAUCAGCUGACUAAACCCCUCAUUCACUCCCCACAAGCUCACUCUCUCUCUCUCUCUCUCUGUGGGAACCUCAAGUUUUGGUUUCGGAUUAACGGGUCGGGUCCGGUCGAAUGAAUUCGGUUGUUGACAAAAUGGAUCCUCCACUGAUCAACGAGUCUCCCUUCUCAGCAGCUAACCCAGCAUCCUACAGCCUGGCGGAGAUUUGGCCCUUUAGCGGCGAACCCGGUGGCAGCGGUGGUGGGUUGGGGCUCCGAAUGGGUAACUUGGGUCAGAGUUUGGGUGGGCCUGGAGAUAGUUCUGUGAACAGAGAUGGGUCGUUGGAGGAAUCCACUGUGACUGAGCAAAGUGGCGGCGGCGGUGGCGGUGGCGGUGGCGGAAGAAAGAGAAGGGAUGUGAGCUCUGAGGACGAGUCUUCGAAGCAGGUUUCCACUAGUAGUGGCAAUGGCUUGAAUGAUUCGGGUGGAAAACGGAUGAAAUUAGCGGGAUCCAGUAACGAAAAUGGCAGUUUGAGGGCUGAAGUUGAAGAAAGUUCAGCUGCUGGUGACAACAAGCCAGCUGAAGAAAGCACUAAACCUUCCGAGCCACCCAAGCAAGACUUUAUCCAUGUGAGGGCAAGAAGGGGACAAGCUACAGAUAGCCACAGUCUAGCUGAAAGAGCUAGGAGAGAGAAGAUCAGCGAGAGGAUGAAAAUUCUCCAAGAUUUGGUUCCUGGAUGCAACAAGGUUAUUGGGAAAGCAAUUGUCCUUGACGAGAUCAUUAAUUACAUCCAAUCACUGCAGCACCAGUUCCUUUCAAUGAAGCUUGAAGCAGUCAAUUCAAGGAUGAACAUGAAUCCCACCAUCGAAGCGUUUCCUCCAAAAGAUCUCGGUGCACAGCCAUUUGACGCUGCAGGGUUGUUAUUUGGCUCGCACACACCAAGGGAGUACGCCCAAAGCUCACAGCCCGAAUGGCUACAUAUGCAGGUUGGUGGUAGUUUCGAAAGAACAACGUAAAUUCAAGGGAUUAUUGUUCAAGUCGUAAUUGGUGGCAGAUGUGAUAUUAGGGUUCUACAUCUGGUGCAGAAGUGUGUUUGCCAAAUGUAUGAUCAUUCUUACUGUUGUAAUCAGGGGUAUUAACCGUAGGAACAUCUAAUCUUCGUAUCUAUCGUCUGACUAGAUUAUUAUACUCUACUCUGUUGUAUUAGUCCCUAAGAAAAUACGUUAUAACGGCGUAGUUGAUAUGUGUAACAGAAGGAUUGUGAUUUCUGGAUUUUAUUUGUAAAAUAUCUGAUUAUUUUUA